Molecule: messenger RNA, 1381 nt
Organism: Cuscuta europaea
Lineage: Eukaryota; Viridiplantae; Streptophyta; Magnoliopsida; Solanales; Convolvulaceae
Source: the annotation of a GenBank genome assembly
CCACCUGCACCAAGUCCCAAUCUUUAUUCUUCAGCCAGCUUAGAGCUUCCCAAAUCCCCGGCAGUUCAUCCUCCAAAGAAGAGCAUUUAUCCCACCAAGGUUUAGCUACCCUGCAAAAAGCUCCCCAAACUCGUCUCAGACAACCCAGCGUAGGCUUAGCACAAACCACCAGCAGAAACAUCAACUUUCAUCUUUUUCCAGUCUGCUGCCGGCCAUCUCUACAAAGGGUACCCAACGGUAAUUUGAAGAUUUCCUGUGGAGUAGAUCAUUCUUUAAUAGCAUGAAUUACAUCCUUGGAGCUUUUAAGCCAGCAUGCCACAUUGUAAUCACAUUUUCAGAUGGGAAGUCACGCAAGCAGGUCCCAAUGAAAAAGGAAAAUGGCCAAACGGUAAUGGUCCCCCUCUUCCAAAGUCAAGAAAAUAUUGUUGGGAAGAUAUCAAUUGAGCCAAUAUCAGGAAAGAAGGUUGAACACAAUGGUAUCAAAGUUGAGCUGCUUGGUCAGAUAGAAAUGUACUUUGAUAAAGGGAACUUCUAUGACUUUACGUCUCUGGUUCGGGAGCUAGAUGUUCCAGGUGAAUUAUACGAAAGGAAAACAUACCCAUUUGAGUUUUCAACUGUUGAAAUGCCGUAUGAAGCAUACAAUGGAACUAAUGUUCGUCUUAGGUACAUCCUCAAAGUGACAAUCAGUCGAAACUAUGGUGGCAGCAUAGUGGAGUACCAGGACUUUGUGGUGCAACUGUAGCAUACCUCCAUCAAUUAACAAUAGUAUUAAGAUGGAAGUUGGUAUUGAAGAUUGUCUUCAUAUUGAAUUUGAGUACAACAAGAGCAAGUAUCAUUUGAAAGAUGUUAUUAUCGGAAAAAUAUAUUUCCUUCUUGUGCGAAUAAAGAUAAAAAAUAUGGAUCUUGAGAUCAGGCGAAGAGAAUCUACAGGUUCAGGGGUGAACACUCAUGUUGAGACAGAGACCCUGGCGAAGUUUGAGCUGAUGGAUGGUGCUCCUGUCAGAGGUGAAUCCAUACCCAUCAGACUCUUCUUGAGUCCGUAUGAGUUGACACCAACUUACAGAAACACCAACAAUAAAUUCAAUGUGAAAUAUUAUUUGAACCUUGUUCUUGUUGAUGAAGAAGACCGUCGGUAUUUUAAGCAGCAGGAAAUCACAUUGUACCGCCUUGCUGACUCAUCCUGAUUCUCUUGCAUGAUUUUUUAAAAAUCUUUUUACUUUUUUGACACCCAUAAGAAUAUGAGAUUAGACAGCUUUCAGUUAUGUAUAGACAAAAUGUAGUAAUUAUACAUUUGUUGAUUGUUGGGAAACCUUAUUGAUAUGAUGCUUCAUCAUACUUUCUUUUAAGAAUAUAAUUAAGGAAAAUGUUUGGUGGAUGACCA